Molecule: messenger RNA, 2111 nt
Organism: Diorhabda carinulata
Lineage: Eukaryota; Metazoa; Arthropoda; Insecta; Coleoptera; Chrysomelidae
Exons: 12
Coding region: 20-2059 (679 amino acids)
Biological process (GO): transmembrane transport
Cellular component (GO): plasma membrane
Molecular function (GO): water channel activity
Source: RefSeq, a predicted model, not a curated record
UUCACUCAAAUUAAACAAUAUGCUAUUUAGAUUAGUCAAAAUAUGCGACACGUCAAUCUACGAAAGAAUAAUUUUGUGCCUUAGCGAAUUUUGUGCUACUGCAUGUUUCGUAUUCGUGGGAUGUUUAGGAUGUACGAGUACCAGCGCUGAGCAAAUCUCUUUCACUUUCGGAUUAGCGAUCAUGAUAGUAGUACAAAUUUUCGGCCACAUUUCCGGAGCUCAUGUUAAUCCUGCUGUAACUGUGGCCGCAACAAUUUUUGGAAACAUCCCGAUAAUUAAUGUUCCUAUUUACUUUUUCGGUCAAAUUCUGGGCGCCAUAUCAGGAUAUGGAUUAGUCAAGGCGACCUUAGCAAAUUAUCCAAUGAAUUACGAAAGACUGUGUUCACCAACUGCUGAUAAAAACCUCUCUAUAUCACAAGUUUUUUUAACAGAAUUUCUCCUUACUCUCAUCCUGAUAUGGGUCUGUUGCGCUAUAUGGGACCAGGAAAAUGUGACAAACCAAGAUUCGUUACCUUUACGUUUGGGUUUUACAGUAACGGCACUUGCCAUGGCAGGGAGCCAAUUUAGCGGCGCUAAUAUAAAUCCGGCUCGAAGCUUUGGUCCAGCUUUGUUAAAUGGAACUUGGGAUCACCAUUGGGUUUAUUGGUUGGGUCCUAUUUUAGCUGCUUUCAUCGGUGCCCUAUUUUACAAAAUCAUUUUUGGAAAAAAGAUGAAAAGAUGUGAUACAUUUUCUAAAUCAUCGGUCACAACUAUAUACUGUCAGUCAGUUUGUGAGUUAUUUGUUGUGAACAUUCUUAUCUCUGGUAUAAUUAGAGAAAUGUCUAAUAGUGAAUCAGAUUUAGACAUUUUAAAAUUAGCAGCUAGCGCUACAGAAAAAAAUCUCCUACCUAACAAGUCAAAAGGUAAAUAUGAUACGGUGUACAAAAGUUUUAUGGAUUGGCAACUGGCACAAAAAACAUCGUCUUUUUCUGAAAAUGUUAUUCUUGUGUAUUUUGUUAAACUUGCUAAAAAAUACAAGUUAUCAUCAUUGUGGGCAUAUUAUUCUAUGCUGAAAAGUACAUUGAAUAUUUACCAUAGUAUCCACCUAGAGACUUAUAUGGAGUUAGAGGCAUUUUUAAAACGUCAGACCGAGGGCAAUCAACCGAAAAAAUCUAAAACUUUUACGCCCGAAGAAAUCAGUAAAUUUAUUAAAGAAGCGCCAAAUCAUACCUAUCUAAUGACAAAGCAAAAAAUAUCCAGAAAUAGUUGGCAAUUAGGGCAAAUCGUACAAUUAACAGACAAGAUGUCAACGAAAGAUAGGAUUGUUUUAUGUGCUGCCGAAAUUGGUGGUACAGCAAUUCUUUUAUUUUUAGGUUGUUUAGGAUGUGUUAAUUCUUUAGCAUCAGGAGGUUUUAUUCCACACGAGCAAAUUUCUUUCACAUUUGGUCUAGCAGUGAUGGUUGCAAUUCAGGUAUUUGGACACAUUUCGGGAGCGCACAUCAAUCCAAUUGUAACAGUUGCGGCAGCUACCUUAGGAGACUUACCAUUAAUUCAAGUACCAAUCUAUUUCGUAGGGCAAUUAAUAGGUUCCCUUUUAGGAUUUGGAUUGUUGUUGGUAGUAACACCCGAAGUUAACGUGGGAAACGUAUAUAAUAAUAUUACUGGAAUAAAGAUCGGUUCGGGAGUCUGUUCACCGGGACUUCAUCCAAACAUAACUACCGGACAAGGACUUUUCGUCGAAUUUCUUCUUAGCUUAAUUUUGGUUCUAUUCUGUUGCGGAAUAUGGGAUAGAAGAAAUAAAGAUAAACAUGAUUCCGUACCUAUCAAAUUCGGUCUUGCUGUAGCAGUUCUUGCCAUGGCUGGGGGUCCUUACACUGGAGCUAACAUGAAUCCAGCAAGAAGUUUCGCCCCUGCUCUAUUAAAUGGUGAUUGGAACAACCAUUGGAUCUACUGGAUCGGACCUCUAGCAGCUGGAUUCGUCGGAGGUUUACUUUACAGACUAAUUUUUAGAAAACCAGAUCCACCUUCCAAGGAAAUUGUACCGGAAGGGAUCGCAUUAAACGCGAAAAACAUGAAUUAGCAUUUAGAGGACAAAAAAAUUGUUAUUUUUUUAAAUACAACAUAUAAAUAAA